This is a messenger RNA of Erpetoichthys calabaricus (reedfish), 5273 nucleotides long. Its product is annotated as inactive phospholipase C-like protein 2. The transcript is spliced from 6 exons. Gene Ontology annotation, biological process: intracellular signal transduction; lipid metabolic process. Gene Ontology annotation, molecular function: phosphatidylinositol-4,5-bisphosphate phospholipase C activity. The record is from RefSeq and is a predicted model, not a curated record. NCBI's taxonomy places the organism in Eukaryota, Metazoa, Chordata, Cladistia, Polypteriformes, Polypteridae. Bases 1136 to 4453 code for a protein of 1105 amino acids.
UUUGACAGUAGCUGUUUGAAGCAACCAGGAUUGGUUUGAGGAAGCGAAUCUGAUCCGUGUGCCCAAGAGUCAGCGAAGGAAAUCUGGGUUUUGGUUGUUUGCAGCUACUGCCUACGGUGCAAGAAUCGCACCCACGGCUUUUGUCACUCAGAAGCAACAGCUGUAGAGAUCCACAUUCGGUGCUCGGUGGAUUCCGACUGAUCUGAAGAUGCGCUCCAUGUUGCUUUUAUAUUUCUUCAAACACACACAAAGUCAGUGUCACGCUUAUUGAAGACGGAUGCUUCCGCAAGAUCGGCUUCGCUUUUGCAACCUAAGAAAGAGAGUCUAAGAGAGAUAAGAAAGACAUACGUUCUGAAACGAUCUCAGUUUUUUUCUUUCCUUUUUUGCAUUGCGGGAUCUUUUUUGUGGAUUAAUAAAGAGACUGACUAGUUUUUUGUGCUUGUGCUUUCAACACCGAUUGCUAAUUUUUGGAUUACUGUUUUACAACUACGGAAGGAAACGGAUAAUAGAGAUGCGCACCUUCAAAUGAAAAGCCUGAAGCAAUUUGGAAUUUAAAGCACUUGGAUCGUGCAGUUAAUUUUUUCGUGCGUUCCAGCCGCCUUUAUGUGUAUGUGGGUUUUCAAAAAGAAAAGAAAAGACACAUCCAUUAAACGACAGCCGGUGAAGUGGUUAAUCACACAGGUACACGCUUUACGCGAAGACAGUGCACCCCUGCCUUGUCGGACGGGCAUUUCCAUGUCGAUUGUGUGUGUUUCGUGUUCAUUUCGACAAGGAAGCGCUGAAGUGUUCUAAAACCCCGCUUUUGACUGGACUGGAAAGAAGAGCGCUGCUACCAGUCAUCGGGGCCGGGGCCAUUCUGCGCGAUUUGGAAUAAUUAGCCGAUUGAGCCGCAGUGUCGAUGUGUGAAUUCAGACAGUGACACAUGCUAUUAGGAUGGUACCGCUACCGGUAAUGAAAUAUUAAAGUGUGCGGAUCAGCUAAUAAAUAUUUCGCCUGGAGCUCCUACCUCACGUCAACCACACUUUGAUGUCAGUGUUAAGAUUUGAGAAAAUCGUUUUAUGAGAAUAAUAAAGAAGAACCCUCUUAACAGAAAACCUGCCGUGCCCAGCGUGCCAGGACAAAACGGUUAUCCUUGAUGGCGGAGUUUGCUAAAAAGAACGGCGGCGUGUCAUCGUCCCCGUUAACGGCGAAAAAGCCGAUGGGGUUAGCAAAGGAAGCGGAUGGAGAGACACGCGGAGGGCGCUCCGUUGUGAACGGGGUCUGCACGGCUACUGACGGCUCGGGAUCUCCAGGCGCGCCGGCCAGUCCUGGGAUAGAUACGGCCAGUGGCAACCCAGGCGGAGGAGAGAGCAAGCCUAGCAUCCCUAGGAGAAGCAGCAUCAUCAAGGAUGCAUCAAGACAAAGAAGAGAGAGAAAGAAGACCGUUUCCUUCAGCAGCAUGCCAACAGAGAAGAAAAUCAGUAGUGCCAGUGACUGCAUUAACUCCAUGGUGGAAGGUUCUGAACUCAAAAAAGUCCGAUCCAAUUCAAGAGUAUAUCAUAGGUAUUUUCUUUUAGAUGCAGAUAUGCAGUCCCUAAGAUGGGAACCCUCAAAGAAAGAAUCUGAAAAAGCAAAGAUUGACAUAAAAUCCAUUAAGGAGGUGCGGACAGGGAAGAACACUGAAAUUUUCCGUACCAAUGGUAUUUAUGAUCAGAUAUCUGAAGACUGUGCAUUUUCGGUCAUAUAUGGAGAAAAUUAUGAAUCGUUGGACUUGGUAGCAAAUUCUGCAGAUGUUGCAAAUAUUUGGGUUACUGGGCUUAGAUACCUGGUGUCCUAUGGAAAACAUACCCUUGAUAUGAUUGAGAGCAGUCAAAAUAACAUGAGGACUUCGUGGCUGUGUGACCUCUUUGCUGAGGCAGAUGUUAAUGGUGUUGGUGAAGUGAAUUUGAGCACAGCAGUGCAAAUGAUCAAAAACCUUAAUUCUGGACUAAAGCACAGCAAAGUAGAGUUGAAGUUUAAAGAAUUUCACAAAGCUAAAGACAAAAUAGGAGAUAACGUUAUAAAGGAGGAAUUCAUCGAAGUGUUCCAUGAACUUUGCACCAGACCUGAAAUCUACUUUCUUUUGGUUCAGUUCUCAAGCAAUAAAGAGUUCCUUGAUACCAAGGAUCUCAUGAUGUUUCUGGAAGCCGAGCAGGGAAUGGCCCAAGUGAGCGAAGAAACGAGUCUUGAACUGAUUCACAAGUACGAGCCGUCAAGAGAAGGACGAGAGAAGGGUUGCCUCUCCUUGGAUGGAUUUACGAAUUACCUCAUGUCAUCCGAGUGCCAAAUAUUUGACCCUGAGCAUACAAAAGUGUGUCAGGACAUGAAACAACCCUUGUCUCAUUAUUAUAUUAAUUCUUCUCAUAAUACCUAUUUGAUAGAAGACCAGUUUCGUGGCCCUUCUGACAUCACAGGAUAUAUUAGAGCCCUUAAAAUGGGCUGUCGGAGUGUUGAGUUGGAUGUUUGGGAUGGUCCAGACAAUGAGCCUGUUAUAUAUACAGGCCACACUAUGACAUCACAAAUUGUCUUCCGUAGUGUGAUUGACAUUAUUAACAAAUAUGCUUUUGUAGCUUCUGAAUACCCCUUGAUUCUUUGUUUAGAAAAUCAUUGUUCUAUUAAGCAACAGAAAGUCAUGUCUCAGCAUAUUAAAAAAAUCCUUGGAGACAAAAUCUAUGCGGACUGCCCAAAUGCGAAUGACACUUACCUGCCAUCUCCUGAUGGUCUAAAAAACAAGAUCUUACUGAAAGCCAAGAAGCUUGCACAAAACUGCAGCGGUCUGGAGGGAGAUGUGACCGAUGAAGAUGAGGGAGCAGAGAUGUCACAAAGAGUGGCAAAUGAAUCUGGAGAACCUCAAACCACAGUCGCCCAGAAAAGGUUUAAGCUUUCCAAAGAACUUUCUGACAUGGUGAGCCUUUGCAAGUCGGUGGCAUUCAAUGAUUUCCAGUUUUCCUUCCAGAGCCAGAAAUAUUGGGAAAUGUGUUCUUUCAAUGAAGUUUUAGCAACCCGCUUUUCUAAUGACUGCGCAGGAGAUUUUGUGAAUUAUAAUAAAAGGUUCCUUGCCAGAGUUUUUCCAAGUCCCAUGAGGAUAGAUUCUAGUAACAUGAAUCCUCAGGACUUCUGGAAAUGUGGAUGCCAGAUAGUAGCCAUGAAUUUUCAAACUCCAGGCUUAAUGAUGGAUCUUAAUAUUGGCUGGUUCCGUCAAAACGGAAAUUGUGGAUAUGUGCUCCGGCCUGCUAUUAUGAGGGAAGAAGUGUCAUAUUUUAGUGCCAACACUAAGGAUUCAGUUCCGGGAGUUUCUCCUCAGCUUCUUCACAUUAAGAUCAUUAGUGGGCAGAACUUUCCAAAACCCAAGGGCUCUGGUGCAAAGGGUGAUGUUGUCGAUCCUUAUGUCUAUGUGGAAAUUCACGGAAUACCAGCUGACUGUGCUGAACAGAGGACCAAAACUAUAUAUCAGAAUGGAGAUAAUCCUAUUUUUGAUGAGAGCUUCGAGUUCCAAAUCAACCUGCCGGAGCUGGCCAUGGUUCGCUUUGUGGUGCUGGAUGAUGACUACAUUGGAGACGAAUUUAUUGGACAGUAUACGAUUCCCUUUGAGUGCCUACAGCCAGGUUAUCGUCAUGUUCCAAUGCAGUCCCUAACGGGAGAGGUGUUACCCCACGCUUCUCUUUUUGUACACGUGGCAAUCACAAACCGUAGAGGUGGCGGCAAACCGCACAAACGAGGGCUUUCUGUGAGGAAAGGAAAGAAAUCCAGGGAGUACCCCGCAAUGAGGAUAUUGUUUAUUAAGGCCCUGGAUGAGGUCUUCAAGAAUGCAAUUCAGCCUCUUAAAGAAGGAACGGAUCUAAGAGAGAACAUGCAGAAUGCCAUCGUCCCAUUUAAAGAGCUGUGUGGGCUGUCUGCAGUGUCCAAUCCAAUGCAGUGCAUCCUGGCAUUAUCAGCACGUCUUAUGAGUAGCGAUGGCACCCCCCUCGUGGUGUUUAACCUCAAAGACCAGUACCCUAUCAUGGAGCCUCAAUGUGCCAUCCCCGAGGUGCUUAAAAAAGUAGUGGCGGCAUAUGACACAGUGAUUCAGACUAGCAAGGUGCUCAUUGAGAAUGUAGACGGAGUUCAUGAAAAGAUAAUGCAGUGCCAGAAAACAGCUAUGGAAUACCACGAGAACCUGCACAGCAUUGCAGCCAAAGAAGGUCUUAAAGGGAGGAAGCUGCAGAAGGCAGUGGAGAACUUCACCUGGAACAUCACCAUUCUGAAGGGCCAAGCCGAUCUGCUCAAACACGCCAAGAACGAGGUGCUGGAAAACCUGAAGCAGAUCCAUUACGCGGCCCUCACGUGUGAACUGGGAAAGAUGAACGUCGGAGCCGGCGAAUCGUCGAGGGGACGGCGCAGUUUGGAGGUCAUUCCCGAGAAAGCAGCAGGGGAUGAGGAGGCUGCCGAGAGUUAGUGGCCAACCGUGCCGCAGCAGCCUGGGAACAUCCAAGAUGAGGCUUCAAGAUGCACUUAUAAUGGAAAACAAGAAAGAAAAAGGAACACUGCCAGCAGCGGCCCACCCAGAAGGGCAGUUUGCUCUUUUUGGCAGUGGGCUGAUGUUAAAGCACAAUGUGAAGGAUGUCCAACAAUCUGAAGCAACUGGAGGAGUGAAUGUAGCGCCAGGAAGUGUGAAACGUAGCUAUUUAUAGAAAUGGACAUCUCGAUGUUCGUUCUGCCAAGCCUGUGUGUAUAUAAGGAGUUUUAAUGUUAUGACUUUAUGUGCAUUCUGAUUUCAUUUUUUUGUUUGUUUUGUUUUACAGGGUUUGUUUCAGGUUUAGUGAGAAAGCUGCUUUUUAAAAAAAAACAAAACUGUAUUUUAGAAGGGUCAAAUCCACCUAAGCAAACUCCCACCCACCCACACGUAUCGAUAGAUAGAUAGAUAGAUAGAUAGAUAGAUAGAUAGAUAGAUAGAUAGAUAGAUAGAUAGAUAGAUAGAUAGAUAGAUGUAUAAAUAGAGUUCUUACCAAUCCAAAGUGUUUGGAAAAAGGUCAUUGGAGGAAACAAAACGCCACGUAGUUCAUUGAGCCAUCUCUCCAGUCCACCCACCCGCCCGCCAGUCCAUAGAGAGAACAGAAUAUCCAGAGGGGCCGCGGCGGGAGACAUCACUGCUUCUAGGGAGCUGCCGAGUCGUGCUGAUGGCAUCCUGUGUGGCUGUUUGGGUGGAAUCUGAGAAGAGAAGAGCUGCUAGGUGGUCUGUCGUAGCCUCAGCAGCUCAGCCUGACGAGAGAGAGAGA